This is a messenger RNA of Uncinocarpus reesii 1704, 4089 nucleotides long. RefSeq lists its product as uncharacterized. Gene Ontology annotation, cellular component: intracellular membrane-bounded organelle; membrane. The transcript has 3 exons. NCBI's taxonomy places the organism in Eukaryota, Fungi, Ascomycota, Eurotiomycetes, Onygenales, Onygenaceae. The record is from RefSeq and is a predicted model, not a curated record. Gene Ontology annotation, biological process: lipid transport; transmembrane transport. The coding region runs from base 1 to 4089 and encodes 1362 amino acids. Gene Ontology annotation, molecular function: ATP binding; lipid carrier activity; ATP hydrolysis activity.
AUGGCACGAUGGGAAAGGCAAGAUCUCGCCACCAAUCUGGUCAAGGCCGCUCCAGAAAGUCCGUGGACCAUACCAGGGAUUGCCCUAUGGAUCUUUUUUAUUCUUCAGAUCCUAGGAUACCCGAUCCUUGGUGCGUGGGUUGAGCGGCUAUUAUACGGAACGCAGUGCAAGGACAGGACGACCACAAACUUAGAUACCGCGUCUUCUGCUGUGUCAUUAAGCGGCUUUACUAAAAUAUACAAACAAAGCUGGUUUCAUCGCAAGUUCGGCCCGUUGUUUGGCAGUCGCAGGCAGGACGUCUUGGCUGUUGAUAAUCUUGACCUCGAUGUCAAAAACGGCGAGAUCAUGGUUCUUCUUGGUGCUAAUGGAAGUGGGAAAUCCACUACCCUGGAUGCAAUCUCCGGCCUUUCAAAGAUUUCUUCUGGGUCGAUUGUUGUCAAUUACGCCCAGACAACUGGAGGAUUCGGCUUGUGUCCUCAACGGAACGUACUCUGGGACCGUCUAACUGUGCUUGAACAUGUGAGGAUAUUCAAUAGACUAAAGUCUGCUGGGGGCGUCGACACGAACGAACAGCUACUCAAGCUUAUCGCCGCAUGCGACCUGGAUAAGAAGACCACUGCUGCAUCGCGGACCUUGUCUGGCGGCCAGAAGCGAAAACUCCAACUGGCAAUGAUGUUUACAGGAGGAUCAUCCGUCUGUUGUGUUGAUGAAGUUUCUUCUGGCCUGGACCCCAUUUCAAGGAGAAAAAUAUGGGACAUCCUACUUGCAGAACGAGGCCACCGUACCAUUUUACUCACGACCCAUUUCUUGGACGAAGCUGAUCUGUUGGCAGACCACAUAGCCAUUCUCUCCAAGGGCUCACUUAAAGCUACGGGAUCUAGCGUUGAACUAAAAAAUAAACUCGGAUCGGGAUACAGAAUUCAUGUCUACCACAAUCCUGGAUCGGAGAAGCCGUCUGUCUCGGACUUCAAAAACAUCCCGUCAGAAACACACUAUGACCGAAUCGUCUACAACGUCUUAAACUCCUCUCAAGCGGCGGACUUCGUUGUUAAGCUGGAAGAACUGGGAAUAUCAGACUACUGUGUUAGUGGUCCAACCAUCGAAGACGUGUUCCUAAAAGUUGCCGAGGAGGUUCAGAGCUCGAAAGACCUUUCUGAUGAUGAAAAUCUCAAUAGCAGCAAAGAACCGAGCCAGACACCUGAUCUUUUAACUGGAAAGCGCAUUGGAAUGGCUCGCCAGGCUUGGGUUUUGUUCUGCAAAAGAGCCAUCAUUUUGCGACGGAAUUGGCUCCCCUACUUAGCGGCACUUCUGCUCCCAAUUAUAGCUGCAGGUUUAGUAACGUUGUUCCUUAAGGAUUAUCGGAGACCCGGCUGUUCGGGGCCGGGUACCACUGUCGAAUUUGACAUCGAUUCACUUCUAUCGCAAGUUGAUCUUGAGCUAGUCAUCGGUCCAUCAAGCAAGAUUACGCCGUCGUCCAUAGGCCGAUUCAGCCGUUCGUUGCCGGGUUCAUCUUCUUCUCAAUUCAAUGUCUCUUCACUACUCAACAAGACGCACAUCGUCGACACUCUAGAGGAGUUUAACGAUUAUAUCAAUCGAAAUUUUCGAACUGUUACCCCGGGAGGCUUCUUCCUAGGCGAUGAUUCCUCGCCCCCAACCUUUGCCUGGAGAGGGAAUGGGGCUCUAUCGCUCCCUACAAUUGUUCAAAAUGCAAUGAACAAUCUAUUAACCAAUGUUUCAAUCAGCAUGCAAUAUCAAAGCUUCGAACUUCCGUGGGCUGAAGACUCCGGUAAAGCCCUCCAACUCAUCACUUACUUCGGUUUGGCUCUUGCGGUCUAUCCGGCAUUCUUCUCUCUUUAUCUAAACGUCGAGCGGCUCAGAAACGUUCGUGCGCUUCACUAUAGCAACGGCGUUCGAAGUUUCCCAUUAUGGCUUGCGUAUCUCGGGUUCGACUCUUUGAUUGUUCUCGCUGUAAGUGUUUUGGUGAUCGUUAUUUUUCGAGCAGUCUCGGAUACUUGGUUCCACCUGGGGUAUCUGUUUGUGGUCUUGCUGCUUUAUGGAAUAGCAUCGACCUUGUUUGCAUAUGUCGUAUCAAUCCUGGCGAAGUCUCAACUAGCCGCAUUCGCUUUUUCAGCGGGAGCUCAAGCGGUCAUGUUCCUCCUGUAUUUCGUCGCCUAUAUGUCAGUUUUGACCUACGCUCCGGCUACCCGAGUCAAUAGCCUGAUCAAGAUUAUGCAUUUUGUUAUUGCUGCCCUUGCACCGAUUGGAAACGUCACGAGGUCUAUGUUCACGGCCCUCAACAUAUUUUCUACCCUCUGCAAGGGCAAGGAAGUUGCAUCAUACCCUGGGGAGAUCACAUUAUAUGGCGGCCCUAUACUUUACCUUAUCCUGCAGUCGAUUUUCCUCUUUGGUCUAUUGAUUUGGUGGGACAGUGGGCCUCUCUUCCGAAGGCUAGGAAAUACCGCCAAAGCUGAAGAUCCUGAAGAGGACCUGGAUGCCGACGAAGAUAUCAACCACGAACUUACUCGAGUCUCUAGCUCUAAUGAUGGCCUUAGGGUGCUGCACCUUACAAAGUCAUUUGGAAACUUCAUGGCGGUCCAGGACGUUACAUUUGGAGUCGCCCGGGGAGAAGUGUUUGCAUUGCUUGGACCUAACGGGGCUGGAAAAUCAACAACCAUCAGUCUUAUUCGGGGUGAUAUUCAACCUUCGCGGAAGGGCGGAGAAGUGUUUGUCGAGAAUAUCUCGGUUCUUAAGCAGCGUGCGGCUGCUAGAGCGCAUCUCGGCGUCUGCCCACAGUUUGAUGCGAUGGAUCAGAUGACUGUUCUAGAGCAUUUGAGGUUCUAUGCUCGCAUCCGGGGUAUAUCCGAUGUUGAACACAAUGUUAACGAGGUCAUCCGUGCCGUUGGCCUUGGUGCAUUUCGCGAUCGCAUGGCGGCCAAACUAUCGGGAGGAAACAAGAGAAAACUGUCCCUUGGGAUUGCACUGAUGGGCAAUCCAACGGUGCUUCUGCUCGAUGAACCGUCGUCCGGAAUGGAUGCGGCCUCGAAGCGAGUCAUGUGGCGCACACUCGCCUCAGUUGUUCCUGGACGCUCUCUUGUCUUGACCACGCAUUCCAUGGAAGAAGCGGACGCCCUUGCGAACCGUGCUGGCAUCAUGGCGAAGAGAAUGCUGGCGCUCGGCACUACUGAUUAUCUACGCAGGCGACAUGGUAAUGUCUAUCACAUCCAUGUCGUUCACAGAUCAGCUCCACAUACAAGUGACCAAGAGAUGGAAAAUAUUCGUCACUGGGUUACAGAUUGCCUUCCGGAGGCGUCUGUCGAGCAAAAGACUUACCACGGACAAUUGCGGUUCAGCAUUCAGGGCUCAGAUGGCCUACUCUCCGUCGAUUCAGCAAGUGAUGAUAUAGAUACGAUCUCAUACACUGUUGGCGACCUUUCUGAGUCGAAGCAGCCUACAAGGGCAGCGGCACGGCCCUCCAGCAUUGUCACAAGCAACCCGCGAGGUGUUAGCGUUGGCAAACUAUUUUCCCUUUUGGAAGAGCAUAGGCACAGGCUCGGCAUCGAGUUCUAUUCCGUCAGCCAGACCACACUGGACCAGGUAUUUUUGUCUAUUGUGGGAAAACAUCAUGUCGGCGAAGAGGGCGAGGUGUCCUCCUCCGGGUCUACCUUUCCAGUCGUAUACCAUUCUCACCUUCGCUGCCCUUUCGCCCUUGGUGACAAUAAAACGCCGGACAUGAUGCCUCUCUCCGUCCACCAUUGCAAACCCCCAGAUCUGCUCUGCCUUCCACCCGCCCCUGUCGCUCACUACGUAUACUUGGACAUGCUUUCCCUCUUCAUCACUUCCAGCCUCUCCCGCUUCAUUCAGCCAAUCUGCCGCAAGGAAAGGAUCAAGCGCCUCGCCGUCGCCACCGACUGCAUCAGGCCCGAUUGCCGUCCACCGCGUGCGAACCCGCUGCGUCCCAAACAUGCCAGACCCAUGGGUGAAUUCCAUCCAAUUCAGUUGAUGGUGCUCCGCCUCAGCUUUAAUCCCGCCCGUUGCAACUUGGUUGAUAUGGAUGGUUGUAAGGCCGUCUGGGCUCUUUUCCUGUUUUAG